AUGCAGAGAGUAGCUGCUGUAAUACCGACCUGCCGAAUCGGAGAGGUCACGUGCCGUGUCUAAGUAGGAUUCAAUCGUACGCAACGGCUUGCAACGAUAAGCAGAAAUGUUGAAUUGUACGUCGAUUCAACGCGAAGGUCAAUGUCAAAAUUUAAACGAUUUUACGGAAGAAGUUCAUCAAGAUAUUAUGAAUAUUACUUCUGCCUUAGGUUGGACAGUAGAGAGUAUAGAAACUGACAAUGAUAAUCGUUUAGUAUGUCCAUAUAAUUCGUCUCAUCGAAUUGGGAAAGAAAUGCUUGACCAGCAUUUAGAGUUUUGCCAGUGGAAGGAAGAGGGUUAUGCUGAAUUCGAUGUACCAUUGUCCGAACCAAUGUUACCUUUAAGCUCUCCUUUCUCCAUGAAGCUAGAUGCAUCGCUACAAAAUAGUAUUUUACAAGAAGCAAAGGAAAAGGACCCAACCAUGAAAGUUGGUUCGGGUGAGCGAUUAAUUCCAAGAACAUCUGAUAGAAUCUUCACAGAUUUCACUAGCGACGAGAAGAAAGUAUUAUAUGAAUAUGUUGUUUCUAAUACAGUUAAAAUAGACAUUGGACACGAUAUUACCGACGAUCGCAAUCUAAAAUCUGAUGAUAAGGAGGAUAGGAAGUUAUCUUUCUUAGAGUUACUCGUACAAGAACGUAAUUUAAAAAGACGUAGAGCUAAACAUAGAGGUGUUCAUACAAAUAAAAAAUCAAAUACAGAAAUUCUUCGAGAGGUCAUAAAUCAGCAAAUGGAGUUAUACACCCAAGUACCAGAAGUGCAUGCAACUUGUGGUACUAAAACUGUAGAUAUUGUAAACGUUCCAAGAUCGAAUCGACAUCCUGAUGAAGCAAUACUAGAUUCAUCCCUAUCAUUUAACGAAUCUCCGUCAAAGUAUCGUCAUUUUCAAGAUUCAGAGGAUUAUCAUGGAAAUUCUAAUUCUCGAUAUAAUCACACAUACGAGCGUACUGAAGCAACGUACGCUUCUUGCUCCAAAGAUCGAGAAAAACGAGAAAGAUGUUCACGAACUACAACAGAAUCGUGGAAAGCGAAAAAACACCACAAACGACGAAGAUCUCAUUCGAGAGAACAAAGUUAUAACAGAGGCAAUAUAAAAUCUCGUAAAACUGAAAAAUCAAUUAACGGCGCCAGUUACUUUAGACGAAAUCAUUAGAACAAUCGUGAAAUACUAAUAUGCAUGUCAAAUAAUUAUUAAGAACUAUGUACAAAUAAGAUUAAUAUGAUGUAUC
This is a messenger RNA of Hylaeus volcanicus, 1265 nucleotides long. Its product is annotated as U11/U12 small nuclear ribonucleoprotein 48 kDa protein-like. The transcript is spliced from 5 exons. Lineage: Eukaryota; Metazoa; Arthropoda; Insecta; Hymenoptera; Colletidae. The coding region runs from base 107 to 1189 and encodes 360 amino acids. The record is from RefSeq and is a predicted model, not a curated record.